Physeter macrocephalus (sperm whale) is the source of this 1757-nucleotide messenger RNA. RefSeq names its product left-right determination factor 2-like. NCBI's taxonomy places the organism in Eukaryota, Metazoa, Chordata, Mammalia, Artiodactyla, Physeteridae. Gene Ontology annotation, molecular function: cytokine activity; growth factor activity; transforming growth factor beta receptor binding. The record is from RefSeq and is a predicted model, not a curated record. Gene Ontology annotation, biological process: anterior/posterior axis specification. The coding region runs from base 99 to 1202 and encodes 367 amino acids. The transcript is spliced from 4 exons. Gene Ontology annotation, cellular component: extracellular region.
GCUGGCCCAGCCUGGCCCUCAGCACACCCAGCUGGGACCCUCCCAGAGCCUCCUCCGGGGACACGUCCUCUCUGCCCCUCCCUCUCCCGAGCAGCACCAUGCAGCCCCUCUGGCUCUGCUGGGCGCUCUGGGCGCUGCCCCUGGCCGGCCCCGGGGCAGCCCUGACCGAGGAGCGGGUCCUGGGCAGCCUGCUGCGGCAGCUGCGCCUCAGCGAGGCUCCCGUCCUGGACGAGGCCGAUGUGGAGAGGCUGAUCAUCCCUGCCCACGUGAGGGCCCAGUACGUGGCCCUGCUGCAGCGCAGCCACGGGGCCCGCUCCCGGGGGAAGAGGUUCAGCCAGAACUUCCGAGAGGUGGCCGGCAGGUUCCUGGUGUCCGAGGCCUCCUCGCACCUGCUGGUGUUCGACAUGGAGCAGCGGCUGCCGCCCCACAGCGAGCUGGUGCAGGCCGUGCUGCGCCUCUUCCAGGAGCCGGUCCCCAAGGCCGCGCUCCGCAGCCACGAGCGGCUCUUCCCGCGCAGCGACCGCGCCCGGGUCACCGUCCAGUGGCUGCACGUCCGCGACGACGGUUCCAACCGCACCUCCCUCAUCGACUCCAGGCUGGUGUCCAUCCACGAGAGCGGCUGGAAGGCCUUGGACGUGACGGAUGCCGUGAACUUCUGGCAGCAGCUGCGCCGGCCCCGGCAGCCGCUGCUGCUGCAGGUGUCGGUGCAGCGGGGGCACCUGGGCCCGCUGGCCUCCAGCGCCCACAGGCUGGUCCGCUUCGCCUCGCAGGGGCCGUCGGGCGCCGGGCAGCGGGAGCCCCAGCUGGAGCUGCACACCCUGGACCUCAGGGAUUACGGAGCUCAGGGAAACUGUGAUCCUAAGGCACCAGUGACCGAGGGCACCCGCUGCUGCCGCCGGGAGGUGUACAUUGACCUGCAGGGGAUGAAGUGGGCUGAGAACUGGGUCCUGGAGCCCCCAGGCUUCCUGGCCUAUGAGUGUGGGGGCACCUGCCAGCAGCCCCCAGAGCCCCUGACCUUCAAGUGGCCAUUUCUGGGGCCGAGGCAGUGCAUCGCCUCAGAGACGACCUCGCUGCCCAUGAUUGUCAGCAUCCCGGAGGGAGGCAAGCCCAGGCCCCAGGUGGUCAGCUUGCCCAACAUGAGGGUGCAGAAGUGCAGCUGUGCCUCGGAUGGGGCGCCUGUACCGAGGAAGCUGGAGCCGUAGGCACGGGGUGUAGCCAUCGAGGGACUUGGCUUGUGUGUGUGUGUCAGAAGUGUUCCAGGGCACCAGGAGAGAUGGGGAUUACUGAACAGUGGAUGGCACAUGCUCUGUGCUCUCUCCUGAGUUCUUCGGACGAGUCAGCUCACCUUCUGAUUUUUGUUUCCCAGGAACAAGACUCCCUGGCCACUGGGUAAUCCGUGCCCAGUCUACCUUUUCUUGACAUUAUUCACUGCACUGUAUCCUAAGCACUUAUCUGUGUAGAUUUUGUAACCUAAGAGGAGAAACCACAAUUUGUCAUUGUUUCCUUGUCCUGUUACUGGAUCUGGGCUGAGCUCUGUGGUACGGGUGGGAGAUGCAGCUGCCACUCUGGGCUUAAAACCUAGGGUCAAGUAUGGGUUGUGCAUUCUCAACUCAGAUAAUAAGGGCAUUCUGCAAGAAACAAAUAAAACAGAUUUUAUUCUGUAUUGCUAUGUUUUACCCAGAAUCCUGCAAAUUGUGAAGGAACAGAAAGUUCUAUAGGGAUUAGGUCAACCAGAUUAGAAAACUAAGGGAAAAGCU